Messenger RNA from Aedes aegypti (yellow fever mosquito), 2955 nucleotides. RefSeq lists its product as uncharacterized. Gene Ontology annotation, biological process: regulation of cell cycle. Gene Ontology annotation, cellular component: nucleus. The transcript has 4 exons. Lineage: Eukaryota; Metazoa; Arthropoda; Insecta; Diptera; Culicidae. Bases 589 to 1362 code for a protein of 257 amino acids. The record is from RefSeq and is a predicted model, not a curated record. Gene Ontology annotation, molecular function: cyclin-dependent protein serine/threonine kinase inhibitor activity.
CUGUACCUCGGCAAUAGUCUCUUCGGAAGCGUCAGUUGAGUCGAAAGUGUUUUCGGUCUUCCAUGUUGAUUUCUCGGGACUCAGGGAUCGACCUUGUUUCCCAUAUUUUUUGUACAAGUUGGAGUUCUGAUUUUCCGCAUAAUUUGUAGUGAUUUUCGGAAGUUUCGGUUGCCAAUUGGUGGUUUUACGAAUAAAUAGUGAAGAAAAGUGUCUUCGAAAGUGAAAUCAAAGGGAAAACAUAGCUUAUUUUGUUGCGUAAAAUACAAUCUGUGGAGGUGAGAGCUAAGUGAAAAGAGUGACGUCACGUUGAAGAUCGAACAAAUUCAUCAAAAAUCCAUCGAAAAAGUGCUUUUACUCGAGGGAAGCUGAUAAAAUAACGUGAAGGGUGAAUAAAUCAACGGAAUAAGUGGGAGCAAAAUAAGAAAAAUAGAAUUACCGAGUGUGAGUUUGAUACACGCGUACACCUCUCGGUCGACAAACAGUAACCAGAUUCCAAUUUGACUUUGACCGUGAGGACAAGAAGUAGAUAGUUGGUUGGAUACCAUCGGAAUAACCGGAAGUGAGAACAGGGAACAAUACAGUUACGCAAUGAGUGCCAGAGUGUGUAAUCCGGUGGCGCUGUCGGAGAUAGCCAAGCUGCGGUCCCCGGCCGUGGUUCGGAAGCCGAUGACCAACAGUAUCUCGCUGGCCAGGGUGAAGCGGGACCUUUUCGGCCCGGUGGACAAGCAGGAGUCGAAGAAUUUCAUCGAUCGGCAGCUGGCCGCCCAAAACGAUGCCCUCAGCAAGAAGUGGGGCUUCGAUUUCACCGCCGGCGAACCUCUGCAGAAUCACGAACAGUACCAGUGGGAGCGGGUUCCACCGACGUCGGCUCCGGCCUGUUUCACCGGAAUGGUGACCCUGACCCGAGGCGCCCAUCGUGUGCCACAAAGUUCCACAAUCUCCGAGGACCUGCUGGAUCAGCGUGCCGAGCGAGAGAAUGCCAGCCUGUACCGUCAUCCGUCGUCCAUCAGUUCGCCUGCAUCCGUCUCCGGAUCGGACUCGGAAUCGGACUGUAGCUUCGAAACGGUUAGGACGCAUCCGUUGGUGCUGCGAAGUGAGACCAUUGUAUCCAUCAACACCGCAUCCACCACGACCAUCACCAGCAGCAGCACACCGUCUUUCCCAGCGACGGUCAACCGAGCGAAGCGACAGCAACGAAUCACAGACUACCUAAAGGAACGCAAACGUCUUUCAACCGGAGCCCCAAAGUCCACCGCCGCCAAGAAGGCCCGUCAGAUGCUCAUGACCUCCGCUUCCCCAUCUGCCGCCUCCAGUAUCUCGUCGUCUUCGUCAGCGAAUGCAACAGCCCAGCAGGACCACUAGAACGGGAACGAGCACAGAAUCCAAACGGCCGUGCUCGAUCUCAAAGACUGUUUAACUUGGACCUGAGGAUGCUACUGACUUUGUCGCAGUGCCGGGGACUUUCCCCCGGUGCGGUGACAAUCUCCAGCAUACGCGCGAUCUCAUUCGAACACAAAUCUAAAUUUUGUAACGUCGGUAGACUAGUAGAUAACUAUAUCGUAUAGGAUUACGACCAUUUUAGUAGACGGUGAAAUAUCCAGUAAGGAACAGACAGAAAACUAACAAAAAGAUUACUUUUUCUUCAAGAAGUCAACGUAAGACUAUGGAUCCUGUCGAAGGUUACGGAAGGUCUUUCGAUGCAACAGCCAUGCUUCAAUUUUAAUUGCUUAUGCUUAAAACCCGACUAGAUUGUAAGAAUUGUGGAGCUACAAUUGGUAGUAGCAUAUCUGAAGCCUUUUGGGACAGUUCACUGAGUGGUACCUACAAUUGAACUAGCAGGAUUUGGUACAACAGCUUUCCUUUGUGAACUUUACCCAAGUAGGUGAAACAUUGUCAAGAUUUUACCAUUGUAAAUAUAACUUAUAAGUUGACAGUGAACUUCAUAUAUAAAUAUUUUCCGAUUCCUUACCAUUUAUGAUUAUAUUUUUAUCGAUCUGUUGUGUUACUUGUUUGUUUCAAGUUUUCCGUUGUACGAAAACUCAAAACACACAAAUUCGCAACAACUGUGUAUAGUUUCAACCUAUAUUCCGCUUUAAUUUUCAUAAGUGUACAUUUCUCUGAAACUUUCCUGAACAUGUGAUUCCGGAAGAACUAUCUUCAUAAGUUUAGUUCUCCUAUGAUCAAAGCCUCUGUUCCUUCAAAAUGUUUUACAUUGAAGGAACUUCAGCUUUGACCAUCGGAAUGUUAUCACACAUUCAAAUAAGUUUCACCUAUCGUCGUUCAAAAACUCCAAGAAUGCUUAUCAUGAAUGGCCAUCACAACUCUUAUCCACCACUCGAAACGAUCUCAAAAAGAUGCUCGUUGCAAUAUCCAACCCGGAAGACGUUCGGUCUUAGUAAAAUAUCUAGCAAACUAUGGCAAUAAAAGAUUUUGAGUGCAAUACAAUCGUUUGGUGGACUUUGAGAGCCUUUCCAACUGCAUUCGAACGACUUUUUGACCGCAAACAACGGGAGCGGGUGAACAGAAAAACCCUCUCGGUGCCGGGGGAAGCAAUCUGCCGCGCAAACUAGAACUAAAAUCAAUUUGCAAGUGUGCCAAAUGUCGUCACGGGUUGUUCCCGACCGGAGGAGGGUCGUACCUUUACUGUUUUUCAUCUAUCUGAAUAGCGUUUAAGUCCUAAGAAAAGCCCUUCAAAGCAAAGAGUCAAGCUGUGUGAGUUCGAUGUCCGGUACUUCCCGGUAGGUCGAUGAUCAUUAAAUUCGAGUAAAUAAUUAUACUAAGCGUCUAGCUUCCGGUACAUACUAGUGAACCGUACUCUGCAUAAAGCAUUGCAAAUCAAUUGGUUUUCGUUUCAAACAAAGUAAUCUUAUUUAUUCUUCCUAUAUAAAACGUGUAGAAAUUUGUCAGUUUAUUUUCUUAUAAAUAAGUAGAUGAUUAAGAGUAACUUCUUAAGUU